Hibiscus syriacus is the source of this 975-nucleotide messenger RNA. Its product is annotated as lysM domain receptor-like kinase 3. The record is from RefSeq and is a predicted model, not a curated record. The transcript is spliced from 9 exons. NCBI's taxonomy places the organism in Eukaryota, Viridiplantae, Streptophyta, Magnoliopsida, Malvales, Malvaceae. Gene Ontology annotation, biological process: innate immune response; protein phosphorylation. Gene Ontology annotation, molecular function: transmembrane receptor protein kinase activity; ATP binding. Bases 1 to 975 code for a protein of 324 amino acids.
AUGAGGGUUCAGAUUGCACUCAAUGCUGCUAGAGGCCUGGAGUACAUCCAUGAGCACACUAAAGCUCAUUACGUUCAUCGAGAUACCAAGUCGAGCAACAUUUUGCUCGAUAGUUCUUUCAAGGCGAAGAUUUCAGAUUUUGUAUUGUCGAAGCUUGUUGGAAAAACACAUGAAGAAGUAACAACAACAAAAGUUGUUGGUACAUUUGGUUAUUUGGCACCAGACAAUGGACUUGCAUCGUCGAAAAGCGACGUGUAUGCAUUUGGUGUUGUGCUGUUUGAGAUCAUAUCUGGAAAGGAGGCCAUCAUACGAACUGAAGGCACCACGACAAAGAAUAUUGAGAGACGUUCACUGGCAUCCAUUAUGUUAGCAACUCUUCGAAACACACCAGACUCAGUAAGCAUGUCGAACAUGGAUUAUAUCGAUCCAAACAUGUUGGAUCUUUUUCCUCAUGAUUGUGUCUUCAAGGUGGCUAUGCUGGAAAAGCAAUGUGUGGAUGAGGAUCUGAUUGUACGACCUGACAUGAAAGAAAUAGUGAUAAACAUGUCACAGAUCCUUUUGUCAUCAGUUGAGUGGGAAGCGACGCUGGCCGGGAACAACCAGGGAUCCACAACGACCCAUAUGCAAGAUCGGAGAUUUUGGAUUAUCAAGAAUCAAACGCAAUACUCUAGUUUCUGGAGGUGUGCGAGGAACUUGCCAUGGAUGGUGCCAGAACUUCUAAAUGGUAGCAGCACCAAGGUUUUUGAAAAGGUUGAUGUAUUCUCGUAUGGAAUUUCAAUGUGGGAAAUCUUGACUAGAGAUGAGCCAUAUGCUGAUAUGCAUUGCGGUGCCAUCAUUGGAGGGAUCGUGAAGAACAUGCUUCGACCUCCUAUUCCAGAAUGUUGCCAUCCUGAUUGGAGGAAGCUAAUGGAACAGUGCUGGUCUCAUGAUCCUGAAUCCAGGCCAUCAUUUACUGAGAUAACAAAUAGGCUGUGA